AUGGCUGAAAGGUACAUUGAUGUCGAAGGCUUUGAAGCAUACGAGGACAACGAUGGUCAGGAGCUGACGCUUCAGAAACUAGUAAGUGCAUCAGUGGGCGACGCUUUUGACGCCUGGUUACGCCUUGUGUGGCUUGGCCACGGAUCAACACUCCAAUCUGGUGAAGGUCGCGGGCUCGUGGGUCACAGACGUUCCUUCUCGCUUGGAGUUGAGGAAAAAAUCCUUUCAGCUGGAUUGCCUGACAACUCUGAUCGAAUUCCUACGUUGCGGUUCAGUAUCCAGAAGAGUGGUGUGCUAAUGCUUAGCAGCCACGUGGCUCUAGUGCAGUUCGUAGCCGACCGCACAGCGUCUCCCUCGCAUCCGAAGACGCUUAUAAUCUGGAGUUGUAAGUUCGUCCCAAGCACUGCUGGUGGUGUCUUGUUUUGCGGUGGUUUUUUCUCUCGAAUGAUGAUUAAAAGCGUCUUGUCAAGCUCGCUAGAGGAGAUUGAAGCGUCAUUCCAGCCAAAGUGA
This is a messenger RNA of Plasmopara halstedii, 510 nucleotides long. RefSeq lists its product as uncharacterized. The record is from RefSeq and is a predicted model, not a curated record. The transcript has a single exon. Bases 1 to 510 code for a protein of 169 amino acids. Lineage: Eukaryota; Oomycota; Peronosporomycetes; Peronosporales; Peronosporaceae.